Messenger RNA from Rattus rattus (black rat), 2802 nucleotides. RefSeq names its product isopentenyl-diphosphate delta isomerase 1 (gene Idi1). Bases 234 to 1085 code for a protein of 283 amino acids. Gene Ontology annotation, cellular component: cytoplasm. The record is from RefSeq and is a predicted model, not a curated record. Lineage: Eukaryota; Metazoa; Chordata; Mammalia; Rodentia; Muridae. Gene Ontology annotation, biological process: isoprenoid biosynthetic process; isopentenyl diphosphate biosynthetic process. The transcript is spliced from 5 exons. Gene Ontology annotation, molecular function: isopentenyl-diphosphate delta-isomerase activity.
GAAGUCUCCCCAGUGAGGAAGCUUCCCCAUCGCAAAGCUGCUAGACGUGCGGGCAGUCUCAGCUGGCCACUGGGAGUCGCCAACACCCUCUCUUGGGCUCCAGGGCCGCAAUCACUACCGGGGAUCUCCAGCAAGUCUUCCGGACCCACGCGUAGAGGAGGUGGUGCCACCGCGCGCAAACCUGGCGCGGUCGUGACGUCAGGACUACGCUAGAUUGGCAAUUGGCUGGAGGCAUGUGGCGCGGACGGGUACUGGCGCGAGGGAUUGGAUCAGCUCUUAAGGGGCGGGGUCUGGAGGCGGAGCAUGCUGCGGAGAGCGUUGAAGUACGGCGCUCCGCACAGCUUCUCGACACUCCUGUCUGGAAUCGCUGUGUUCUAGGUCAGAUCAAACAUUCUGUCACAAUGCCUGAAAUCAAUACCAGCAAUCUUGAUGAAAAACAGGUUCAGCUUCUAGCAGAGAUGUGUAUUCUUAUUGAUGAAAAUGACAAUAAAAUUGGGGCUGACACCAAGAAAAAUUGUCACCUGAAUGAAAACAUUGACAAAGGACUAAUACAUCGAGCUUUCAGUGUCUUCUUGUUUAAUACUGAAAACAAGCUCCUGUUACAGCAGAGAUCGGAUGCUAAAAUUACCUUUCCAGGUUGUUUCACCAAUAGUUGCUGUAGUCAUCCAUUAAAUAACCCCGGGGAGCUGGAAGAAAACGAUGCCAUGGGUGUCAAACGAGCAGCACAGAGGCGCUUAAAGGCCGAGCUGGGGAUACCCUUGGAAGAGGUCGAUCUAAAUGAAAUGAAUUAUCUAACAAGAAUUUACUACAAGGCCCAAUCUGAUGGUAUCUGGGGUGAACAUGAAAUUGAUUACAUUUUGUUCCUGAGGAAGAAUGUAACCUUGAAUCCGGAUCCCAACGAGAUUAAAAGCUAUUGCUAUGUAUCAAAGGAAGAGCUCAAAGAAAUUUUGAAGAAGGCAGCCAGGGGUGAAAUUAAGUUAACUCCAUGGUUUAAGAUUAUUGCAGACGCUUUUCUCUUUAAAUGGUGGGAUAACUUAAACCAAUUGAGUCCUUUUGUUGACCAUGAGAAAAUACAUAGAAUGUGAAUGUGUAAAUGAUUUGAGAUUUUUUUUUCUACCUACUAAGAAUGGUUUGAUUUUGUUUUAAAUUGGGCUCCCUUGUAUGAUACAUAGAUAUUUUACAACCAGAAUUUGUUUUGAGAAAAGAAAAAAAAAAAAAAAAAAAGAAAAAUUCAACUAUCUUACAGUUACAUAUAUAUAUGUAUAUACAUAUAUAUAUGAUGCUUGUAAAAGAUAUUUAGGAGAGGUUAUUAUGAAAUUAUGCCAUAAGGAAAACUUAAUUUAGCCUGUACAAAUACCUGGCUAUGACAAGAUUAAAGGAAUAAGUAGAACUCCUCAUGUUUUACUUUCUGACACUUUCAGAACACUUUGCUAAUUGCCAAGUGUUUUUUUAUAUCAUUAGAUUUUUAUCAUAGAAAAUUGAACAGAGGACACUGCUUAGCUGCUUUGAAACAGCACUAAGAGAUUAAACGAACUUGGGGUACAGCUCAGUGAUACCAUGAUUGCCUUGCAGGCAUGAUGUCAUGGGUUGUCAAGUCCCUAAUCCUAAAGAUAAUUGUAACAACAAUAAUAACAGAGAGCAGGUUCAGAGGAAAGCAAGUGGCUCCCUCAACCUUCACACAGGAUGAUGAAUUUCAGGAACUCCUGUAUAACCAAUAUUCUGGAUGCUCAAGCCUAUAGAAAAUGAUAGAACUUAUAAACAUCUUCCCCACAUUUCAUCUCUGGCAUGGUCGUAGCACUGAAUUCAGUGUAAAUGCUAAUGUAAAUGAUUGUUGUACUAUGCUUUAUGAUAAGGAGAAAUCUGUAUGUGUGGUACAAAUCAAAUAUUAAUAUACAAUUGCUUUGAACCCUUGGGUGUUUGACCCACACAUUUGAAAGGUCAGUUCUGUAUACUAAUUUUUGUCAUUCUCAGUUGAUUUUGUGCUUUAACCAUCCUGAAAUUAUUUUACUAUUUAAAGAUGACUGUUACAUUUGGUAGUCUUGGUAACUGAUUAGCUAUUCUGCAAUCUGUUUACAAUCAGAGUGAAAAAGAUGGGUUAAUCUUAAGAUGAGAGUGAGCUAUGCUUUAAACAGUUGAGAAAACCUUUGGCACUACCACCACUGGCCUGGCUUGUCUUUGGGUCUGGCCUGUGUCGAAUGAUUAGUAGCAUUCGCACCCCUUUGUUAAGACAACCAAAAACAAGAAAAACUGGGGAAGUGGGAGGGGUGUUUUGAGACAGGGUUUCUUUCCCUGUGUAGCCCUGGCUAUUCUAGAACGCAGUCUGUAGACCAGGCUAGCCUCAGAACUUAGAGAUCCAUCUAUCUGCUAAGUGUUGGGAUUAAAGAUGUGUACCACAUGCCCAGCAACAACCAGAAUUUUAAUGGGUGAUACCAAGGGUCCCAUAAUGGGCUCACUGCACCAUAAUCAGGGCUUAAUUUAGAGGUGGAAGUGGGAGGGAGUGGCAAUGAGGGAUGUUCGGAAUAGGCACAUGCUAAGAUUUGAUGUUAUAGAAUAGGGAUAUACUGAUAUGUGUUUUCACUAAUCUUUUUAAAACUUUCCACAGGUGUGUCAAAUUUGAGCUCUUCAGACAGCUUUAUUCUUAAAUGGUGCAUAAUAAUUUUUUUUCUUACAAAAAUUUUGUAAAUCUAAUUUCUUGGUAACUCAGAACAGUUGAUUUAUCAUUGGGGAUAUGACUAUGUAGCAAGUAUUUAUUGAAAAUUAAAAAUAAAUUAUUUUAAUAUUGUCUGGCUUGUUAAUAUCUGG